AUGGAUUCAGAGCCCGACAAUACCCCGUCCCCGUUCCCUCUCACGGCGGUGGACGUGGCUGUCCUGGCCAUGACAGACGACCAAUACCAACCGCAUACGUGGGAAGAAUUGAAACAGAUCAUUGCUGAGCACAACCUCAUCGUCCUCAAACGAUGGCCUUCCGACUUGAGACGCUACAUCAAGUGGUCACGUCAAACGAAGGCGACCUACGGCAGCGUCACCAAUUUUAUCAUGAGGGAACGAUUGAAAUGGACCCCUUUACCUUCGUCUACCCCGGAAACGGGCCCGAGAUUCGCCGUCAAGAACCCCGUCCCUUUCACAAACAAAGCAGAUUACAAGAUUCUAGUCAACGACUGGCCGUAUGGAGUGGCGCCUGGCAUUAGGCAUCUUAUUGUGUGGCUGAAGACCCGACUGGAAUCAGAGCCCACACAAGGCGACAUGACACCCAAAUCAAGAAGGCAAGUCGAGAAUUUCAUUCAGUCCACCUUCGUGGAUCGGGUCAGCGAACUGCCAGGUGAACAGGAAAAAGUCAUCUGGUUUAAGAACUGGACUGGACUGCAGUCCGUGCCGGGAAUGGAGCAUGUCCAUGUGUUGGUAAGAGAUGUCCCAGAUGAUAUCAUUCGAGAGUGGACAGGUGGGGAUCAACCUAUAAACAAUUAG
Fonsecaea erecta is the source of this 660-nucleotide messenger RNA. RefSeq lists its product as hypothetical. The record is from RefSeq and is a predicted model, not a curated record. The coding region runs from base 1 to 660 and encodes 219 amino acids. The transcript has 2 exons. Gene Ontology annotation, biological process: N-acetylglucosamine metabolic process. NCBI's taxonomy places the organism in Eukaryota, Fungi, Ascomycota, Eurotiomycetes, Chaetothyriales, Herpotrichiellaceae. Gene Ontology annotation, cellular component: cytoplasm.